AUGUCUGGUUCCCCCACUAAGUUUCCCGAUGACGAGCGUUUCAAGAUCUACAAGGUCUACAAGAAGCACAAGAGCACAAGUGCUGAUGUGACCAGAGCCGGUACCCGCGUUUCAGCUGGAGGCACAGUGUCUUCAGCUGCUUCUCGAAAGGCUCUGGGAGAAGCCUUGGAUGGUCAGGUGGCUGAUUUGCGUAAGGAUGAGUCCAAAGCCAAAACCUCCAGUUCAAAUGGGAACAGGGGUGCCAACCGCAAUCAGAACAAACAGAAGGCAACAGGUCAGACAGAAGCAAAGCAACUGCAGAAAGACAUCAAAGCGCUUCGGGACAAAGCGCAGAAAGCCUGUGAACUGGCACUGGAUCUGACGACUUUGGGAAUCCCACACCAAGAGGCCAUGGCGGAAUGCUUGCAGACCCAUCACAAGUUCUUUCGGGCCCUUGCUGAGAAGAUGGAAGACGCUUCCUUCAAGAAGGUUUCCGUUUCUGACAUCAUGGCCAUGAAGAAAAAAAAGGACACGAAAAUCAAGGCUAUGUUGGGGUUGUUCAUAUGUUCGCUGUCCAUUUCAAGCCUCCCAUUCUUUGCCAAUUUAUUGCCCAGUGACAAAAAUCCUCCAGCUAUGACCGUUGCUGGCAGUCGGCGAUCGAAGACAUUGAAAACGCCUCGGGAACUGUGA
This is a messenger RNA of Cladocopium goreaui, 669 nucleotides long. The record is from the annotation of a GenBank genome assembly. Lineage: Eukaryota; Dinophyceae; Suessiales; Symbiodiniaceae.